UUUCAUGUGAAUUUAUAUUAUGUCUUAUUCUCUCUUUUCUUAGCUUAUAUUAUUUUACGUAUUUCAGUUAUGUGGCAUAACGAAAAUAUAUAGGUUGAAUAAUCACUACUUAUAAACAAAUAACAUCAGGAAUGUGUAUUGUAUUUAUACACUGCAAUAAUGAUGUGGGAGCCAAAUAUAAGUUAAUAAUGGCCGCCAAUAGAGAUGAGUACAUGAGUAGACCAACGAAGUCUGCUGAUACCCAUCCUGAUUUCCAACAUAUUAUUUGCGGAAUCGACAUGGAACCUGGUGUGGAAGGGGGGACAUGGCUUGGAGUUACAAAAUCUGGAAAAUUUUCUGCCUUGACGAAUGUGUUGGUUGGAUCUCAAGAUCCUUCCAAACUACCAAGAGGGAAACUGGUUAUUAACUAUUUGAAAGAUGAAGUUGAUCCUAUGGAUUAUUUAAAUUUACUGCAAGAUAAGCAACAUAGACAGUUCAACAUACUUGCAGGAAAAAUUGAUUCGUGUGGAAAAAUUUGUCUGGGAUAUUAUAGUAACUGGGAUGACAAAAAUCCGAGGUUGUUGGCAGACAAAACCAAUGUAGUUGCAUGUACAACCUUGAAUGGAGAUUGGAAGAAAAUUGAACAUGGUCGAAAAACUUUUGAUAACAUUAUUGAGAAUAGUGAUGCCAUGAGUCCAAAUGAUUUAACCAAUUGCUUGUUUGAGGCUUUAUUAUCUGAUACAACUUCAUUAUAUCCUGAUGAAAUUGUAAGGAAACAAUGCAAUGGAGCUUUGGAUGAUACAAUACUAGAAAAAUAUUGCUCCGUCAUGAUCAGUGGGUUAGGAUUGUAUGGCACUAGGGUACAAACUGUUGUUUUAAUUGAUGAAAACAAUCAGCUACAUUUCACAGAAAUGUCGCUAAAUGGAUCUGAUGGUGCAGAUAAGACUGCCUGGUUGAAAAGUUCUCACUCAUUCACUGUGAAAGUAACUGAUACUAGUUCAAGUUAAUUUUCAGUAGAGUGGUCGUACAUAACUUUGCUUUGUUCCAAAUUGAAUUCAAAUCCGUAUUAGUAAUAUUCGGAUGUUAGAAUCAGUCCUGUCAGCAAAAACAAUAUGAUUUUGACAUACAUCAUCUUUUGUUAUAUGUUCUCAUGCCUAAUGUGUGCAAUGUUGGUUAUUUUGACAUUUAUAUGCAAUAAUUUUUACAGCAUACAGUACAGUAUUUCCUCUUAGAAAUUGAAAUGUUGUUGUUUGCUACAAUUGUGUGAAAUUAGCAUUGUGUAAGGGAUUUUUGUUUUUUUAGGUGAACCCAACUUUCUAUGUUGAUAUAGUUUUUAUAUGUCGCCAAGGCGUCUGUUAUUUUCUAUAGAUAAUUAUUUGUUAAUAAUAAAUCUGUACAGACAUAGCAUGGCAUUGAUUGUGGUGGGGUCUGUAAUUAUACUUAAACCAUCAGUCCAUGUCAUUUACUGCUGAUAAUAAUUUUAUGAUACAUUUCUUAUAAAUUAAUGCGAAAUUUUUUUUUAACAGUGAAUGUAUAUAUAUAAAAGCUUGUCAAAUACUUACUACUAUAUCUAUUUCAG
This is a messenger RNA of Styela clava, 1558 nucleotides long. Its product is annotated as transport and Golgi organization 2 homolog. Lineage: Eukaryota; Metazoa; Chordata; Ascidiacea; Stolidobranchia; Styelidae. Gene Ontology annotation, cellular component: Golgi apparatus. The record is from RefSeq and is a predicted model, not a curated record. Gene Ontology annotation, biological process: Golgi organization; protein secretion.